AUGGACGCAGAUGAUCAUGUUAGCUUGUUUCGCUUCCCUUUCAAGAUCCCCACCUUCCGUGGCAUAAGGAAAGGCGGUGUUUAUCUUUCAGGUGCCCUCUAUGCUCUAGGGUUUUGGAUAUUUCUAGACGCAGUGCUCUAUUCUAGAUAUUCCAAUGCAUCAGAUGUUCAUGUAACAUUCAUUGACUGGAUUCCUUUCCUUUGCAGCACACUAGGAACGCUGAUUGUGAACUCUAUUGAGAAGAAUAGAUUAUUGCAGGGAGCUUUAUCAUCAGAUGGUGGUGCCUUUGGCAGUGGUGCCGGCGACUUAGAUUCGAAUAUGGCAUGGCAAGCUCGAACCGUUUUAUUCUUUGGCUUUGCACUAUUAGCUGGUGGGUUAUCAGGCUCCAUUGUCGUGUUGAUCAUCAAAUUUUUGGUGAAGGAUUACAAUACCUAUCCAACUUUGGGGAUGGGAGUAAAUAAUGUGUUGGGGAAUGUAUGCAUAUUGUUGAGUUGUGUUGUUUUAUGGAUUGCUCAAAAUGUUGAAGACGACUAUUCAUAUUCUUUGACGCUAUAA
Saccharomyces paradoxus is the source of this 555-nucleotide messenger RNA. RefSeq names its product Vps68p (gene VPS68). The transcript has a single exon. The record is from RefSeq and is a predicted model, not a curated record. Gene Ontology annotation, cellular component: Vps55/Vps68 complex; fungal-type vacuole membrane. Gene Ontology annotation, biological process: protein targeting to vacuole; late endosome to vacuole transport via multivesicular body sorting pathway. NCBI's taxonomy places the organism in Eukaryota, Fungi, Ascomycota, Saccharomycetes, Saccharomycetales, Saccharomycetaceae. Bases 1 to 555 code for a protein of 184 amino acids.